This is a messenger RNA of Humulus lupulus (European hop), 450 nucleotides long. RefSeq lists its product as uncharacterized. Lineage: Eukaryota; Viridiplantae; Streptophyta; Magnoliopsida; Rosales; Cannabaceae. The transcript has a single exon. The record is from RefSeq and is a predicted model, not a curated record. Bases 1 to 450 code for a protein of 149 amino acids.
AUGGUGUUCAUCGACGACAUUCUCAUAUACUCAAAAUUUGAAGCAAAACAUGAAGAACAUCUAAGAUUGACACUAAGGAGAUUACAAGACCAUCAAUUAUUUGCUAAGUUUAAGAAGUGUGAAUUAUGGUUGGAGAAAGUAGCCUUCUUAGGCCAUAUCAUGUCAAAGGACAGAGUUUUGAUGGAUCCAGCCAAGAUUGAGGUUGUGAAGGGUUGGCCUCAACCUAAGAACGCAUCUGAAGUUAGAAGUUUCUUGGGAUUGGCAGGAUACUACAGAAGAUUUGUCAAAGGAUUUUCUAAGAUUGCAACACCCUUGAUGAAUAUAACUCGCAAGCAACAAAAGUUUGUUUGGACCAAAAAAUGCAAAGGGAGUUCUCAAUGCCUCAAAGAAAAGUUGAUAUCCACUCCAGUUUUAUAUGUGCCAACACAAGAAUGGAAGUUUGUGGUAUAG